This is a messenger RNA of Folsomia candida, 2646 nucleotides long. RefSeq names its product glutathione S-transferase. The record is from RefSeq and is a predicted model, not a curated record. The coding region runs from base 1647 to 2477 and encodes 276 amino acids. The transcript has 6 exons. Gene Ontology annotation, biological process: glutathione metabolic process. Gene Ontology annotation, molecular function: glutathione transferase activity. Lineage: Eukaryota; Metazoa; Arthropoda; Collembola; Entomobryomorpha; Isotomidae.
CCGGAGGCCGGAGUACGUACUCCAAGCCCGGAGGACUCCGAUCUAUCAAUACUUUACAACGUGGAUCGUUGCAUUCCCGUCUUACCCGAAUCGAAAUCUGGCGAUAUCCACACAAUUCGCACAAAUGGAACCUGUAUCAACAUUUAUUCUCAAGAAAACUGCGUCGGACAAUUCAUCCGACUCCAAACUAGUUUUGGGUUCAUGUAUGUCGACAACGUGGCGGCACAUUGGAGACAGGACGGCGUUUUAGUUACCAAUGAAAACGCCACCGUUGCCUCAAUCGGGCCAUGUUUUGAGAAAUGUGACCCUCAAAAUUGGGUCGGAAUGAGGCGGGAUCUCUCAGCUAGCGUUACCCUUUACGACAAGGAGAACUAUGAAGGAACCAAUUCUACGUUCUCAAUAUCUGGGAUGCAGUGCGUCACAAUAAGACGAUAUGUCUCAUUGCCAACUUGGGACUCGAUUAAAAUCUCCGGAACUGCCACAACCACAUGCGUCGAGUUACAUUAUGACGCCACGUGUGGGGGGAGCUCGGUUCAAUUACGGCCAGGCUAUCCAAACCUGCAUGACUUAUGGCAUUGGAGAUUCUAUCCCAUUCGAAGUUUUGCUGUUUUCGCCAGAUCAGUCUCACUUUGCGGGAAUAGUUGCCCAGCAAUCAUUGACAAGUUGUCAACGACGGCUAAACCAACAACCACCACGCCCACGAAUUAAAUGGUUAAGAUAUUGUAAAUUAUAACUUUUUGUAAGUGCGUAAGUUACUUUGGGCCGGUACAUAACGAAUGCAUAAUAAUUUUAAGAAUUAAUAAUUUUGAGUUAUUGAUGCAAACGUCAGAAUUCGUUGGAUUACUUUGGAAUAAGAUUUAGUAAAAAUUAUGUGGUUUGACAAAGUGCUUAAUUUUACAAAAUAAUUAUAUUUUCCGUCCUAUUUUUAUGUAUAUUUAUAGCUACACUAUUUAGAAUUUGGCUUGGAAUUACAAUAUUUUCACCACGAUAAGAACUUUCUCCUCUGCUGUACUGUACGUAAAUUGAUUCUGAUUUCGGAUGCAUGCAUACGUAUACAAGUACGAAAGCAACAGUUUGAAUACGUGACUUAUGUCACGUCUUAAUUGUGGAAAUGUAUCGAAUUACGCUGAAAAUACCUUAGAUUGGUGGUUGCUAUUACGCACAUGGAUGUCACGCGAAUAUGGGUGAAUAUAAGUAGAUAGAUAUGUAUUACGCUAUUUAGUACACUUGGUCGAAUACGUGACUUUCUCCUCUAAUUGGCGUCAUCCUAUAUGUAUGUAGAAAAUAUUUUGCUACUUUUAUCCAUAUUUAUCGCGUCUGUAGCCAGAAAUACUAGUUUUUGGGGUAAAAAUAGAAACUUGAUGUAUUUGUGGGAUAAUACUUUGCGACAGUGGAACUUUGGAUGGCACGUAUAAAUACGGCACCAUUGAUAGGCACACUUCAUUCGAGAAGAAGCAGCCAAUCCAGGAGAGAAAGGGAAGGAAACUAAAGCUUAAUUUUUCCGAAACAAAAAGCGAAAAGUUUUCAAAAAACAUAAAAUUCCAAAACUUUCUCCAAACCAUAAAAACUUUCCCAAAUCAUAAAAAACCCAUACUUUCAUUUAGAACAUAAAAAUCGCAAGCUUACUUCACAAAUAAUCUUAAACAAUGGGUUCCGCCGUACAAGACGCAGAUUUGAGACUGAUCUACUUUGACAUCCGUGGAUUCGCGGAACCUCUCCGGUGGAUGUUGACGAUGAAGAACGUGCCGUUCGUAGAUGAGCGAAUGCCCCUUGAUGCAUGGGCAUCACAACGGAAACGGAGUUCCGGUGGGGGUGGCGGCGGCGUGGGAAAUUUGACCACCAAACCGACAGAUGCAAAGACUAAGAGGAAAAAUUCUUUGAAUGCAGCAACAUUAUUGCGUUUUAAGAAAUAUGUGGGUCAACUUCCCAUUCUGUAUGAUGGAGAUGACUUUGUCCUCACACAAACCCUGACAGUCAUGCGAUAUCUCGCUCGAAAGCUGGGAUUUAAUGGCGUGACGGAAUUGGAAGAGGCGAAAGCGGAUGAAGUGGCAGAUCUCGUGUACGACUUGCGAUUACGAGCUGUCGACUAUGAGGGAUCCGCUUUUAAUUCCGCCACACCGGACGUGGUUCGUCACACAGUUUUUCGCGAUUUUGCCAACGCUCCGGAAAGCAAGGCUAAGGAGAAGAUGAGACAGGACUUUAUCACGAUGUACUUUCCCCUCUACUUUUCAAAAUUUGCCUCCAUUUUGGAGACCAGUGGGGGGAAUUACAUCGCGGGGGAGAAUCUCACUUAUGGAGACCUCACACUCGUCAAUUUCAUCGAAGUGGUUGAAACCCUUUUGGAUCCCAACUGUUUGGCAGAGUUCCCCACACUGAGAGCCUUGAAAGAGAAGAUUUUCGCAAUUCCGGAAAUCGACAAGUGGCGCAAGGAUCAGCAAGCGGAUCAGGAAGAGUCGGGAUUUCCGGAAAAUGGAUAAAUGUGAUGAAUUGAGGAGAAUUGUUGAGGUUUUUGAUGGAUUGGGAAACUAGUAGUCGAAUGAAUUAGCAAAAGUAUAAUUAGUGCGAAUUGAGUUAAAGUAAAAUUGUAAGCAUGAAAAAAUGGAAAUGUCAAGGAAACAAAUAAAGUUGGUAUCUGAUUCUAUUUAA